GUCAGUGCGGGCGCUGAAACACAAAACCUUUCUGGGGAAAUCGAUUCCUGGAAGCCCCGUCAGUCCGAGGUGAACUGAGCUGUUUUCUGCUCCGCAGUUUACUGAAUAACGAGCUCACUCUCACUGCAGACCACCGGCAGCUCAGAACCAGAGUUAUUUCUCUUAAUUUCUACCACUUUAGCAGGUAGUUAGAGAAAAUGUUUUCUAUUUGGCCACCAUCCGAGGAUAUUCGCCUGUAACUGGGACGGAUCAUUUCUUACUGGGCCGGUUCUCCAACUGACAACAAGUCUUAUGAUUUCUUUUGAUUUAAGUGCUGCUGUCAGUCAGAGAUGGUUGCCCGGGCAGUGACCAUUUUCCAUCAUGAGGAGCAAGGAGGAGGUUCAUGCUGCCCACAUCCUUCUCCACCACCCCGGGAGCCUGCAGAGGACCUCUGCUGCAUAAGCACCAACCUCCAGUAUCUACAGACCUCAGGCUGGUACUGGGGUUCCAUCUCAGCAAGUGAAGCUCGGGAGGCUCUCCUGCAGAAACCUGAAGGCACCUUUCUGAUGCGAGACAGCAGUCACCCUCGGUACAUGUUGGCCCUUUCAGUGCAGACCCGCUAUGGACCCACCAGCGUCCGCAUUGAGUACAGCCGGGGCUCCUUCUGGCUGGAUUCCAUUUCCUCCAGCCUCCCUCAGCUGCAGUCCUUCCCAGAUGUUGUCAGUCUCAUACAGUACUACACAGGCUCAGGCCAAACACCACAGGGCCAUUCUUCUAGUGACAGCCAUCCUGAACCCAAGCCUGACCCAGAGAAUCACACAGCUAAGGACAGCGGGGUGCCUCUAAAGCUGAAGCACCCACUUCACAAACCAGACGCCUUCCCUUCUCUGCAGCAUCUUACUCGCCUCACCAUCAACAGGCACACAACAGACUGCCCCAGCCUACUGCCGCUCCCAAAACCUCUGCUGCACUACCUGCAGGACUAUCCGUUCCGCAUAUGAGGGUCUGAAUCCCUAAGAUACAGGACGCAAAAAGUGUGUCAUGAUCACACUCCAGGAAAACACAAUGGGAAUAUGAGACUUUUUUUUUUAAAAAAGGGAACGCUGAAAAGCUUUUAGGGACAAGAAACGUCAGCGUGAGCUAGCUCUAAUCUAGAGCGUUACAAUGCAAGAACACUAUUCUACACAAUAAUUUUUAUGUCCUUUUCAACUUAUCUAUAUUUUGUUCCCACAGUGUUUUUUCCUCUUCCACCUCUUAUAAGGGAGUAAUCUACCUUUUUGCAUGUUUUAGCCCAUUUUCUCCCACAAAAGAAAAUAAUUCUCAUGAAUAAAUCAGUUCAAACACAACUUCUGAUUGCAUUCUUGUUGGAUGAGGGAUACCAUAAGAAAGCCUUCACAUUUUUUUCUUGGAGCCCCUGUUUUUCUUUGCUUUAUUAAAACUAGUUAACACUGAAACAUCGAGUAGAGAAAAGAAACCAUAUACAGCUUUUUAACUGAAUAGUCAUCACAAAAUUGGACAGUAUUUUGAUUUCUUUCAAAUGCCGCAUCUUUUUCUAAAUUCAGUGUUUUCUCCGGGGACAUAAAGUGUUCUUAACUACGUUAAGAUGUUUGUUUAUGACCUGUUUUUAUUCUCAGAAGAGGAUCAUAAAGGCCUAUGGAUUUUCAAGAAUUGUUGUCUUUUUUUAUCGUCUUUUUUUAUCACUUGUAAACAGCUUAGACAGAAAUGUGAGAAUUGCUGUUUUCAUGGAAACCUGCCUGGGGUGGUUUCCAUGAGGUGCAACUGAGCAGUGUUGAGAAAGCCUCUUAUCAGGAUUACAGUUAGAGCUGCAGUUAUUAAUACACUGUUGCACCAACUGAGAACAGACUAUCCCUACCCGCCUAUCUCUGCCCCAAACCGUCAGUCUUAAUCGUUUACAUAAUUUGUAGGUCAAGAAGUAAACUAUCAGCAGCGCUAGGACCUUUUCUUAUUUCAGUCUGUAUUAAGAAAUUAAAGUAUUAUUUUUCUGGCCAACAGUUGAACUCAUCUCCAGAUUUUUGACUCUCUCAUGCAGAAUUUUAUAUUGCAGUAUUAGAAAGAAAUUAAAGUGUGCAAUUAAGAUAUCCAGUGUGAAAGUACACAUAAUGCAACUGCCCCUUGAACGCUGUGAUUUAAUCAUAUAUCCAGAACCUAUUAUUUGAUCAUAAUAUUGGAUAGAAAUUAGAGACACUUCAAUCAUUUCAAUGCAAUUUAGUGGGUGAAUCUAACCCUAUUCUCCGUUAACUUGGGGUGGUUUAAUCUUUUUCAAUUUUAAAUAUUCAAUAUACUGAGUAAUCCCUUUAAACUCUCUGAGUUUGUAUGGGCACAGUAAACCAGUAAAAUGAAUGUAGUUAUAUUAAAAUACAGCAUCCCUUUCCAAAACCUAAAGGAGCACAAAUAUAAACUAGUACUGCCCCCAGUUGUAAAGUCAUAUAGAGGCCCCUAUGAACUCAAUGUUCACUGCAUGUAAACGGGCAUGAUGUAUGUUGAGGUCUUCUGAAAGUAUAAAGUGCAUUCAGAAAGUAUUCAGACCCCCAUUCACUUUUUUUUUUAAUUUUGUCAUGUUGUAGCCUGAUAUUACAGUUCUUUAAAUCAUUUUUUCUCACAUUAAUCUAAACUCUAUACAUCAUCAUGACAAAGUGAAAACAAAGUUUCAAGAUGUUUACAAAUGUAUUAAAAAUGAAAAAUUGAUGUGAUUUGGAAGGGCUCACACUUCUGUAUGGAAGGCCUCACAGUUGACAAUGCAUAUCAGAACAAAAACCAAGCCAUGAGGUCAAAGGAACUGCAGAGCUCAGAGACAGGAAGUUUGGCAACAAGGACUCUUCCAAGAUCUUUUCACCUGGCUGAACUGAGCUUUCUGGGGAGAAGGGCCUUGGUAAGAGAGGUGACCAAGAACCUGAGGGUCACUCUGACUCUAGAGAUCAUAUGUGGAAAUGAGUUAAAGUUCCUGAGGGACAACCAUCACUGCAGCCCCCCACUGAUCUUGACUUUAUGCCAGAGUGGUUGGAUGGAGGCCUCUAAAGUUCACUUGGAGUUUGCAUAAAAGCACAUAAAGGACUCUCAGACUGCACAAACAAACAAGAUCCUCAAGAUUAAACUGUUUAACCUCAAUUAUAAACUUUAUGUCUGGAGGAAACCAGGCACUGCUCAUCACCUGCCCAAUACCAUCCCAACAGUAAAGCAUGGUGGUGGCAGCAUCAUGCCGUUGGGGUGUUUUUCAGCAUCACAGACUGGAAGGCUGGCCAGGGUUGAUGGAAAGCUUAAUGGAGCAAAGUACAGGGAUAUCCUCAGUGAAAACCUUCUCCACAAUGCUCAGGAACUGAGACUGAGCUGAAGGUUCACCUUCCAACAUGACAAUGACCCUAAGCACACAGCCAAGACAACACAGGAGUGGCUUAGGGACAACUCAGUGAAUGUCCUAGAGUAGCACAGCCAGAGCUCUGAGUUGAACCCUAUCAAACAUUUCUGGAGAGACCUGAAAAUGUCUGUCUCACCAACAGUUCCCCAUACAACCUGACUGAGCUGGAUAGGAUUUGCAGAGAAUGGCAGAAAAUUCCCCAAUCAAGGUGUGCAAAGCUUGUGUCAUAUUUGAAAAGACUCAAGGCUGUAAUCGUUGACAA
Cheilinus undulatus (humphead wrasse) is the source of this 3614-nucleotide messenger RNA. Its product is annotated as cytokine-inducible SH2-containing protein-like. Gene Ontology annotation, molecular function: 1-phosphatidylinositol-3-kinase regulator activity. Gene Ontology annotation, cellular component: phosphatidylinositol 3-kinase complex. Gene Ontology annotation, biological process: phosphatidylinositol phosphate biosynthetic process; intracellular signal transduction. The transcript has 3 exons. Bases 330 to 980 code for a protein of 216 amino acids. The record is from RefSeq and is a predicted model, not a curated record. NCBI's taxonomy places the organism in Eukaryota, Metazoa, Chordata, Actinopteri, Labriformes, Labridae.